GUUGGCCAAAAACCUGCAGAAGAACAGCACGGAGCUUUUAGGGGCCAUGUCAGCGUUUCUUCACAGUCGAUUUCAGGGGCGCCCACAUCCGCUGCUCCUCCAUCGCAGUGCGGACGCCACCUUCGCGCUCAUGCGAAGCCUCUGGCUCGACGGCCAGAACCUCGCGGACUACGGAGCAGAACUCGAAGAGAAAGUGGAGAAGGCAUCGGACGCAGGGGGGCUCCCCGACCUGCUAAUGAAGGCCUCCGUUGACGAAUCCUGGGUCUCACAGUUGCAGAGCAGUGCGGUCGGCCUUCCAUGGCUUCCGGACAUUCCCGCCUCCAGCGCCAUGUUCGACGGUGCAACACAGGAGGAGCUGUGGCAGCUCGCCGCGCAGCUUGCAGAAGGCGAGCCCCUGGGUGCCGAGGAGGACUUAGUGCUGUCGCCCUUUGCCGUCCUCUCGGCUGCUGCCCAUGACGAGGAUGGUAAGGUGCACUGGGAGACCACGCCCAUGGCGAGUCACUGGUAUUUUGGACCGCUGGUUGCCAAGCUGUCCGCUCUUCUUGCCAAGCCUCCGUUUGAUGGUCUUGGUGGGACGAGGCUGGGCGAGGCCAUCGUAGAAGGACGUGCGACAUCCAUUUGCAGCGCUGCUGUGGAGAGGGCGCUGUCCAUUGCUCGGGGGCGAGCCCGCCACCACGCUUGGCUAUCUUUGUGUCCAAUUUCGGGGGAUGUACGAGACUUGUGGAAAUGGCCGUUCUCGCUGGUGGCAGGGAUUGCGUCCCGGCUGUCCCCUCAAGUGCAGAAAGGCGCACAACGCACAAGGACGCACCUACAGAAUAUCUGGCAAGAUGCGAUUGCGCGGGGGUUUCCUCAUGCAGCUCGCAAUCUCCACGCAGCCGGCAUGCUCCGCAAUGACACGGAGCGACCAAUCAUUGCAGUCUGGCCGAUCCGGUAUGGCGGGGCGCCCGGAACGAUGAUGCAAGAUCCUCACUUGCUACAUCUCUGGGGAGGACAUGGCCGUCAAACCGAAACAUCAUUUGGGUCGGCUUGGGCGUCCCUGUUGGUGAUGGACGUCGUGAAUCUAAAAUGCCAAGGUCAAUGGGCCCGUGUUGCACAAGCUUUGGGAGGGCCCAAGGUGCUGACAACCGCCAGCUGCAUCCAAAGUGUUGCAGCCGUGCACACGGCAAUCGCGGAGGCGCCUCCAGCGCUGCUCCUAGUCGGGCGUGCAGACGUUUCUGUUCAAGUUGACGACGCCAGUUUUUUGGCAUCCAUGUCCAAAGCUUGGCGCGAUUUGGCUUUGCAAGCUCCUGCGGCAGCUUCGCCGCAGCCGGUUGCCAUGGCGGCAUUUGGCUCAUGGUGGCCAGCUGUGCGACUCUUGUGGGCCGAGGCUGGUGCGCUCAUCGCCUGCGAGUUCGCGUCCGGUACUGAAAGCUGCCUCUGGGCUGCCAUUGCGCGAUCUGCGGCUGAGCUCCGCCCAUGGGAGGACUUUGUCGGAUCGGAUUCCGUACCCUUGAUGAGUGCAACGAUGCUUUUGGCAUGGCUGGCCAAAGAGCAAGUCAUCUACUGCGAAGAUUGGGAGGACGAGCAGACUGGCAAGCCUAGCUGCGCCUGCGGGCCGCCAGUUCCUGCGGAUGGCUCGUCGUCCGACAUCCUGAAUGGCCGGCUGAUGCCAGCGGCGCCCAAAGCGGCCCGAGAUCUCCUGCAAGUGCUGGCCGAGAUCAUCUUGGCAGGUGACCCGGCGAACGCUCAGAGGUUUUACACCGUGGUAAUGGCAAACGAGGACUGGCAGGUCCUCUACGGCUGCGUCUCGCAAGUUGCUGACCCCCAGCGUUACUUGAUCCUGGACCGGGGCAACUUGGAGUUGCCUGAGGAGGCCCAAGAUUGUGGUUAUGGCUACCGGUUCGUAGGUCAUCUUCGUCAUGCCAACUUCAAUUCCGAGGCAGAUACGUUGGAGCCUCUUCCGGCCGACGAGUUGUUCAACAGCGUGGACCGGAGCAGCUUUGCGGUGAGCGGCGGUGCGAAGGAGCUGAAGACCGCCAACGGGGACCAGAGCUUGGUGAUCCGCGAGGAGGAGGAAGGGACCAGCUUCGUUGAGAGCGCAGCGGGGCAAAUCUCCGAAGCCCUGGAGACCUUCGACGGCGCGGUGUCGCAGGGGCUGAGUGCUCCAGAUCGCAUUUAUGUCGUCUUGGCAGAAGAGGCCCAGCCAGCGCCGAAGAGGGUCGACUGA
Symbiodinium natans is the source of this 2206-nucleotide messenger RNA. Lineage: Eukaryota; Dinophyceae; Suessiales; Symbiodiniaceae. The record is from the annotation of a GenBank genome assembly.